UCCUGCUGCCCAACCCCACGAGGGGCAGGUUAUGCCCCUUCGCUCACACCAUCGCGAGCAACAUUCUCACCGCGGCGGGUUCACCACCAUGCACAUCGUUGCGACUGGCUUGCUCGCCACAUCUGCAGCGCUUGGCGCCGCGCUAGUCGCGACCACAUGGUUCAUGCGGAACUCGCGCUCGCCGAAGACCAUCACCGUCAUGGGGGCCGGGGCGGGCAGCGGCGCGGCGGCGGGGGCGGGCGCCAGCCACAGCGGCGCGGCGGAGCACCCGGAGCUUCAUGGCGCGGCGGCGGCGAGCGACAAGGGGCCAGAGACGCAGGAGGCUCAGGACUGGGCGGCCCUGUACCGGCGAAUGGCUGAGGAGUUCGAGUCGUCCGACCUAAAUGCAAAGGCCAUCGACCCGCUGAAGAGCUGGUUCCACGGAUUGGAGGACGAGCACAACACGCCCUGGCCACGCAAGUACCCAGAGCUGGAGCCGCCUCUGCAGUACGGCUCGGUGCGGUUGCUGGUGGUGCCGCUGGAGGAGUCGCCUGUGGUGCUGCGCAUUGCGGCGGCUGUGACGGCGGACAUCAUGCGGCUGCUGCCGGCGGGAGCCAAGGUGUUUGCCAACGCGCGCAGCAACUACCACUGCACCGUGUUUCACACCUCGCAGCCCUCCGACCCGCGGCCCAACCCCACCCGCGCCGACGGCGGGCUGGACGACCCCGCGCAGCCGCCGCACCUGCGCCGCCUGCCCACACCCGCCGAGUCGGCGCGGGAGCUGCAGCUGAUUAAGGAUUUAGUGGCGGACACGCAAGUGCCCACGUUGCGGCUGGAGCGGGUGGUCCAGGCGUCCACGGGCGUGCUGCUGCUGACGUGGACGGAGGUGGGCUCCGGCGCCGUCGUCAGCGGGCUGAGGCACCGCCUGCGGGACGCCUUCCCCGGAGCCUCCACCAAGCAGGCCACCAUCAUCCACUCCUCGCUGCUGCGCAUCGUGAGCUCCACGCCCCUGGGCCGCCAGGCCGUGGCGGCCAUCUCAGAGGCCUGCAAGAGCUGGACGGCGCGGCUGCGCGGCACCCGCUACAGCCCGCGGCACCUGUGGUUCAUCCGCGAGCACGAGUUCAGCACCAUCAGCGGCGAGCGCGAGGUGCUGGCGCUGGCGGACCCCGAGCACAAGGAGCAGGUGGUGCACUACUGAGCGUGGUGCAUUGUCAAGCCAAGCGGCAGGCUGUCGUGCGCUGCCGUACUGCGCUCUUGGGGUUGCACGUUGCUGGCUCACCAGCUGCGUCGGCAGGUCCCUUUUGCAAUCAGCCAGCGCAAGCUGAAGCUGGGCAGCAGGCAGGGCGGCAGGCUGCGUGGCCGCAGGGAAGGAGGGCGAGGAAGAGGAGGUGGCGCGCGUGCGGGUGCGGGGGGCCGGGGGCCGGGGGACUUGCCGGGAAACAGGAAUGGAGGAGAGGCGGAGCGCAGCGUGGAUGCUCGGAUGCUGGCAGUGGGGAGCGGGCUAUGUGAGGUCGACGGUACGGCAUUGACGUGACCUCGAGGGGGCGGCGCACGGCGGCAUGGGAUGGCUUGGGCGCGUUCAUUGUGAAAGCGUAUCGGAGUUCGCAGUCGAGACUUGAAACAUCAUGUUGAGGCAGGGGAUCUGCGCGUAUGCUGCGUACCGACGUCGACGGACUGCAUGCGCUGCUCGUGAUGGAACAUGGCAAGGGGACUGCAUGCGCUGCGGUGGCUCGUGAUGGAACAUGGCAAGGGGACUGCAUGCGCUGCGGUGGCGUGCGGAAUGGCGUGCAGACUGAGGACCAAAUCCGCAUUGCCGGGCAGGCCAGCACGAUGCCAGUGUGUAGCAGCCUAGCAGGAUAGAGCAGGUUAAGGGACUUUAUGACUAGCCAGAGACUGCCCACGAGUUUCUGCCACACAUGGGUACCGCGGCCGUCGCAGUGGCAGCAGGAGCUGCAUGCUGAUGCCCAAGGAGAGCUAGACUCACAGCGGCGGCACCUGGCCCCUGAAACUCC
Messenger RNA from Chlamydomonas reinhardtii, 1991 nucleotides. RefSeq lists its product as uncharacterized. The record is from RefSeq and is a predicted model, not a curated record. The transcript has 11 exons. NCBI's taxonomy places the organism in Eukaryota, Viridiplantae, Chlorophyta, Chlorophyceae, Chlamydomonadales, Chlamydomonadaceae. The coding region runs from base 89 to 1177 and encodes 362 amino acids.